Molecule: messenger RNA, 646 nt
Organism: Lolium perenne
Lineage: Eukaryota; Viridiplantae; Streptophyta; Magnoliopsida; Poales; Poaceae
Product: stress-response A/B barrel domain-containing protein At5g22580-like
Source: RefSeq, a predicted model, not a curated record
CUUUUCAGAGCGAGUGAUUCCUGUUGUCGGUGGUGGCCCUCACCGGCGCAGAGCAGAGCAAAGCUACUCUCCUCCCUAUGAUUCCUUUAAAACGGCGAGCACCGUGGUAUUGAUGAUCACACUCUCUGCAAAGCCACCGGCCAGAGUGGGAGAAAGGAAGGUAGUGGAGCUGUCUUUCGGCCAUGGGCGAGUUCAAGCACCUGUGCGCGGCCAGGUUCAAGGAGGGCGUCGUGGUGGACGACAUCAUUCGGGAGCUCACCAAGCUCGCCGUGGAGCUCGACGCCGUCAAAUUCUUCGGCUGGGGGGAGAACAUGCUGGACCAGGAGGCGCUCACGCGCGGCUUCACCCACGUCUUCGUGCUGACCUUCGCCAUUGCCGAGGACCUGGCGGCGUGCUUGGGCCACGGGAAACACUGCGCGUUCGGGGCUACGUUCAUGGCCGCGGUCGACGAUGCCGUCGUCAUGGACUUUCCCCUCGUCUUCGUCAAGCCGGCGCUGCCGCCUUGCUGAUCCGCCUUUAGUAAUAGCAAGGGGAUCCCUAUCACAAGAAUAGAUGUGCGGACUGUUGGAAAUAAUGCAUGUAUCCAUUAGUUUACACAUUGUGUGGUGUCUUCUCAGAUACUCCAAUAAAUACCAUCUUUUUUAGA